Molecule: messenger RNA, 2120 nt
Organism: Kogia breviceps (pygmy sperm whale)
Lineage: Eukaryota; Metazoa; Chordata; Mammalia; Artiodactyla; Physeteridae
Gene: MPI
Product: mannose phosphate isomerase
Exons: 7
Coding region: 1-1629 (542 amino acids)
Biological process (GO): GDP-mannose biosynthetic process; carbohydrate metabolic process
Cellular component (GO): cytosol
Molecular function (GO): mannose-6-phosphate isomerase activity; zinc ion binding
Source: RefSeq, a predicted model, not a curated record
AUGGGCGCCGGGCAGAGGAGGGGUCACCUGCGAUGGGAAUUGAGCCGUUAUUGCAGCCCUCGAAGGAGGGUCUUGAGGGGAGAGGGCUGCGCGUGGGUUACUUCGAGACCCGGUGUGGUGGAAAUAGAUUACUCCCACCCCUUCCCCGUCACCUUAACGCAACUAUCUGCCUUACGUCAGCAGAAGAUCUUUACUGUCCGUCUUAGAGAUGGGAACAUCGAGGCCUGCAGAAGGGUCUCAACUAACAACCUACAAACUCCUUAUUUGACUCUGUCCCCCAGACAGAACCCUCAGCUAGGGUGUAGUUUCCCCGGGACAGGAGGGUCAAGCCUCAGGAGUGGAGUGGAAACUGACGCUCUGUCUGUUCCCCCAGUAUUCCCACUUUCCUGUGUGGUGCAGCAGUAUGCCUGGGGGAAGAUGGGUUCCAACAGUGAAGUGGCUCGGCUGAUGGCUAGCAGUGACCCACUGGCCCAGAUCUUAGAGGACAAACCAUAUGCAGAGCUGUGGAUGGGGACCCACCCCCGGGGAGAUGCCAAGAUCCUUGACAACAGCAUCUUGCAGAAGACCCUAGGCCAGUGGAUUGCUGAGAACCAGGACUGCUUGGGUUCGAAGGUCAAGGACACCUUUAAUGGCAAGCUGCCCUUUCUCUUCAAAGUGCUCUCAGUUGAAACGGCCCUGUCUAUCCAGGCACACCCUAACAAGGAGCUGGCAGAGAAGCUGCACCUCCAGGCUCCACAGCACUACCCCGAUGCCAACCAUAAGCCAGAGAUGGCCAUUGCCCUCACCCCCUUCCAGGGCUUAUGUGGCUUCCGGCCAGUUGAGGAGAUUGUGACCUUUCUGACAAAGGUGCCUGAGUUCCAGUUUCUAAUUGGAGAUAAUGCAGCAACACAGCUGAAGCAGAGCCUGAGCUGUGACUCCCAGGCUGUGGCCUCUGCUCUGCGGAGCUGUUUCUCCCACCUGAUGAAGAGCGAGAAGAAGAUAGUGGUGGAGCAGCUCAACCUGUUGGUGAAGCGGAUCUCCCAGCAAGUGGCUACUGGAAACAACAUGGAGGACAUCUAUGGGGAACUCUUGCUGCAGCUGCACCAGCAGUACCCAGGUGAUAUCGGAUGCUUUGCCAUCUACUUCCUGAACCUGCUUACCCUGAAGCCGGGUGAGGCCAUGUUUCUGGAGGCCAGUGUGCCCCAUGCCUACCUGAAAGGAGACUGUGUGGAGUGCAUGGCAUGUUCAGACAACACGGUGCGUGCUGGCCUGACACCCAAGUUCAUCGAUGUGCCUACUUUGUGUGAAAUGCUCAGCUAUAUCCCCAGCCCCAGCCAAGACAGGCUCUUUCCUCCAGCGUGGAGUCAGGAAGACCCCUACCUCUCUAUCUAUGAUCCCCCUGUGCCAGACUUCACCGUUAUGAAGAUGGAGGUGCCUGGCUCCGUCACUGAAUACAGGGUCUUGGCGCUGGACUCUGCCAGUAUCCUCCUGAUGGUGCAGGGGACAGUGACAGCCAGCACCCGCACAGCCCAGGCCACAAUCGCCCUGAAGCGUGGUGGGGUGCUCUUCAUUGGGGCCAAUGAGAGUGUCUCACUGAAGCUCACGCUGCCUAAGGACCUGCUGAUGUUCCGUGCCUGCUGCCUGCUGUAGAGGCCACAGCCUUCCUGGCUCUUCUCUGCCAAUCACCCUACAUCCUGGCCAGCCUCACCUCCUCAGGCCCAGCCCAAAUCCCUUCCCUGUUCCGGGCUCUUUGGGUACACCCUGAAAGAAGAGCUUGAAGUCAGUGACUCCUGAGCAGGCCUAGGCUGAACCGUUUUCUUCCUGGUAGGAGGGGCCCAUGUGAGAACUGAGGGCUGAUGCUCCCCUUGUAUUCUUGUCACCCUUGAGCCAGGCUCUCCUCUAUGCACAAAGCGGCAGCUCUGUUCCAGCCUAUAGCAUUAGGCAGGCUGGUGAAAUCUAUGAUUAGCUCAGCAUCAGUCACGGCAAGAUAGGUAAUUAAUUUGGAAGAACAGGGUUCUGGCUCUCGGACUGCCCAUUUCCUCAGUGCAGAGAAGGAGGGAAAAGGGUAGGCCUGUGGACUAAUGUUGCUCUGUCAAAGCAAUUAAAGAUCACCUGUGUUGAUGCCUGUGGGCUAAAGAGCA